CACCAUAACAUAUAUACACGUACAGCGCACACAGAUACCCUCCAAUAUGGAAUCAAUUUUCUUUCAAGAUCAAUCUCUAAACAGUUUUGAUCGGUUUUCACAAGAAUCUUCAUCAUUGUAUUCAUGGGGCAUUGAAUCAUCUCUUCAUUUCAACCUGCAGAGUGACUGGCAAGACAUUCAUCUACUGGAUCUGGAUAUUCUCUCCCAAGGAAUAGCAAAAGAAGUCUCCAAUGAUCACUCCAUAUCUGCAACUGCUAGUACUACUACUAAUUUUGUCAAAGAAGAAGAGGUCACUUCCAACAAGAGCAAAGAAGAUAAAUUCAACACCAAUAAUCAUAAUGAUGAGAAGAAGAAGAAGAAGAAGAAGAAAUUAUCAUAUAUAGGGGUUCGGAGCAGGCCGUGGGGGAAGUACGCGGCGGAGAUCAGGGAUUCAACUAGAAAUGGGGUUAGGGUUUGGAUUGGAACGUUUGAUAGCGCAGAAGCUGCUGCUCUAUCCUACGACCAAGCUGCAUUAGCAUUGCGAGGCUCGUCCGCGAUCCUCAAUUUCCCUGAGGAUGUGGUGAGGGAAUCCAUGAAGGAGAUCAAGUUUUGUUCUGAAGAAAAUUGUGCAGGCUCUCCUGUUUUAGCCUUGAAGAAAAGGCACUCCAUGAUCAAAAGAAAAUCAAGAAGCAUCAGAAGGAAAACAAGUAAUCUUGUGGUGUUUGAGGAUUUAGGAGCCGAAUACUUGGAACAACUUCUCACAUCUUCUUGUCACUACUGAUCUGAUUAAUUACUUCUGUAAUUGUAUCCAUAAUCUUUUUUCAUUCUCUUAUUUGUUUCAUUUUUAUUGUGUUUUUUGUUUUUAACUUUAUUUUGUGAACUAUUUAAUUUCUUCCUAAUUUGGUUAUUCUCUCUCUUUCUCUC
Tripterygium wilfordii is the source of this 903-nucleotide messenger RNA. Its product is annotated as ethylene-response factor C3-like. The record is from RefSeq and is a predicted model, not a curated record. The transcript has a single exon. Gene Ontology annotation, molecular function: DNA-binding transcription factor activity; DNA binding. Bases 47 to 760 code for a protein of 237 amino acids. Lineage: Eukaryota; Viridiplantae; Streptophyta; Magnoliopsida; Celastrales; Celastraceae. Gene Ontology annotation, biological process: ethylene-activated signaling pathway; regulation of DNA-templated transcription.